AGAAACUAACUUGUAGAACAUAUCAAAAUAAGAAAAAACGCUAUAAGAGCGUAUGUUAAAAAUCAACCGCGUCACAUUUAGAGUGGCAGACAAAUUUGAUACUUUUCGGGGACAACACCAAUAACCAAAAAUGUUAACUUUGUGGUAUUUCUUCAUUUAUUGACAUUAGGAUAUGUCUGUUCACAUUUUUCACGAGUUACUGGCACGUCAGUAGAUUACAAGAAAGCAUGUGAGGAAAGAAUACUUGGUAUGGCAAAUGGAGCAAUUGCAGAUACACAAAUAUUAUGCAGCACAUAUGAUGAGUCAUUUGACAGUUUUUGCAAGCCUUGUCAAAAUGCAAGAUCAAGGGUGGACAAUAAUGGAGGAAGCUGGUGGUGUAUUCCAUCUACAGUCACUGAGCCCUGGUUUCAAGUCAGCUUUUCCGAACCUGUUAUUGUGUUGAAGGUAUUGAUAGAGUCACAUUCUUCAGAUCAUUUCCCCAGAUCAAUAAAGUUUUUCUCAACCACAGAAGACCCAAUUAACGAAAAUUUCAUUCCUUUUUAUCAUGGCACGCUAUCAGACCAGGAUUCUUGGCUUUUAACUAAAGAAUUGGUUGUAGUAUCACUACAUGAAAUUAGACCAUUGCAGCAUUUCCGACUUGUGAUCGCUGAGCUGAGUAUGUCAACCUACACAACUUUGCGCUUUGAAUUUUUUGGAUGUGCAUACUGGGAAUAUGGCCGUCCAUUGGGCAUGUCUAAUAAGUUCAUUAAAGAUGAACAUCUGUCCUCCUUUUCAAUCGAAACACGCGCACAAAAUCCUUUAAACUCUCGUCUUAAUAUGGCUGGACGAGGCUGGUUUCCUAAUACCUAUUCACGUCCUCAGCUUUCGGCUGUUGCAGGAACAAAUGUGUUUUUACAGAUUAAAUUUCCUUAUGAACAAAAAGUGCUGUACAUUGUUGUGACAAAUGACAUGGAAGGUGGUAAUACCCUUCUUAGCAAUUUAUAUGGUAUAAAAUAUGGCAAAGAUGAAAGUAACUUGUUCUGGUACCAAAAUAAAGAUGGAAGCAGAAUGAUAAUUUUUCCUCCCAAAUAUGAUAUUCCAAAUGUAAAACUGCAUCAUGUCUUCUGGUACCCUCUUGUGGGAAAGGUAUUUCAGUAUGUUCCAUUCUGUGGAAUAAAUAAUCAUUAUGGUGGAUGCAAUACUGUGCAACUGGAGCUUUAUGGAGUGUCAAAACAAACUGCUGAUCACGAAUGGAAGUUGCAAGAUCUCUCAUCUACAUAUGAUGAUGUUGGUUACAGAGACCUGAAGCGAAGUUCUAAUAGAUUUGCGAUUCAAUUUGGUAAAACAAUAUUGAGUUAUGAUAUAAGUUUCCAGGCGAAGGCACCAAUGACGAGUUUUGGUUUUCCACUCAAUGAUUGCAUUGUUAGUCCAGAGAAUUGUCAUGAUGGAUUAUCGGUAGCAUUUUGGGCAAAAUUUUCGAAGAUAGUAAAUUAUAAGAAAACGAUUUUUGAAGUUGACCCAGCUUUAAUGUUUCAACUCAAUGGAAUAUGCUCGUCAGCAGCCAAUGUAUCCUUUAAUAUGAACUUACCAGCGGUUAUGUAUAUCAAAAACUUUGACGUGGCUAGGUACUCCAGACUAAAAGAUUGUACUAUAUACAUUGGAAAAAGCAUAAUGACUUCAGUUACAGUUUUUGUUUACAUUAAUAUGCCAGAAGCAUUUGUCUCAUCAUGUCAGUAUGAAACAACGCAUAUUCAGCCAAUUGUUACCUUUACUGCAAUAGUUAAUUAUGACAGAUUUAUUAUAAUACCAGAUCAAGCAAUUAAUGUUAUUGUGAACUCCCCAGUUUGGUCAUAUGGCAUGUCACUUUCAUUUGUUAUAAAAGCACCGCCUUAUAUAAAGAAUGAAGAAAGAAAGAAAGGCACUGAAGGAAAAUUAACUAUACUUGAACAUUCAGCUUGUGAUUCCUUCAGAGAUGGCAUUGUCUCAAAUUUACCCCCAGAAAGUUUUACCCAAAAAGACAACUGUACCACAUUCUGUGCUUCUGAUGCACGAUUUGGGCAAGUUGGAUGGAUAAAUAAUUUAGAAGAUGAUUACCUUAUCAUUGAUUUGUUGCAAUCAUAUGAAAUCACAAUGCUUAAAGUUGCAGCAUCAAAGAAGGAUACCAGACAAAAUUUCUUUUGUUCUUUUUCAUUAUUCUACCGUAAUGGCGAUCAAAAAAUAUUCCGAAAAGUUGAAAAUUCAUUUGUUAGAACCAAAGGAAGUCAAAAUGCAAUCGAACAUUUGGCACUGCCCCAUACAGUUGUAGCACACACAAUAAAGAUAAUGAUGAAACAAAAUUGUAAAGUUAAAACAGGCUUGCGUGUGGACAUUAUAACAUGUGAAAGGUUUCCAGUUUCUCUGGAGGAUUCAUGGCUGAAAUUGAAUAGUGAGCCUAUUUGUUUUGGUGGUAGUUCAGGAGUAUUUUCCACGCAAACAUUUUAUCAAAUAACUGCAUUUAAACUGGUACAUAAAAGUGGACAAAUAAGAUGCUCACUAGCUGCACCAUAUAGCAAUUUUGGAUGUAACAGUUACCCUAAUGAAAUAACCACUUAUAUCACAACAGAAAAUAAUACUAUUUUGGGACCACUGCUGCCAUUUAACAAUGAAUUUCUCACUAGCAGUAAGGCCUUUACCCUAACUGGCUACAGUAAAAAUUCAUCAGAAAUCAUUAUGCAGAGUAAACCAACAUACUUUCAAGAAAAUGAGAAUAUACACAUAUGGAACAGUGAAGAUCUUUACUCAUCCGGAAAUGCUGAUAAUGAUGGUCAAGUUUGUGUUGAUGUGCUUGGAUGGGGAAAGAAAAUGCCAGGUAUAUACAUUGUUGAAAAAUGUUCAUCGAAAUUUUGCUCAUGUCUAUCAAUUAUUUCUGAAGAGCUGAAGUUUGAUAGAUCCUGUAAAGACAUGUUUUACUUCACAACAAGGGGCUAUUUAGUGCAUGUGAAUACUGGACAUUGUUUAACAUGGUCUGUGGAUAAGUUUGUUCUUAAUCAGUUUUGCACAGAAUCAUUUUCAGUUCACAUAAAUGGAAUAAUUAAACAUCAAAAUAACAAAUGUUUGUAUCCUGAGGGAGGACGUCCAAUACAUGGCAAGAGUGUUGACCUGAUUGAUAAUGAAGCGUCUUGUUCCGAGUUUAAUUUUACAUAUGAUGUUCCCAGAAAUGAAUCUGUUUACAACAUCGAAUUUGCAAAACAAAAAUAUCAUUUUGCCACAGAGUCAAUGAAAUUUGCAGAUGCUGCAUCAUACUGUCAGAAGCUUGGAUAUAAUUUACCUGUUUUUCACAAUAGACUUGAAACUUUAUUGAUGACAUCUUUAAUACGUAGUGUGGAUGAGUUGCAGGUGCCUCAUAAUUUUUGGCUUGGGAUUCGUGACUUUGUUACCCUAGAUGGUUCACCUUAUGACUAUGUAUAUAAAGUCUCCGAAACAAGUGGUUGUUGGUCAGCCAACCAUAAUGGUGUCAUAGAUGUUAGAAACUGUGAUACAGGUGGACCUAUUGGUGUCGUUUGUGAAGUUCCCAAAAGAGCAUAUCCAGAAUUUGCUUUUAUAUCCAGUGGCUUGCAUAAGACACAAUAUGCAACAAUUGGAAAAGGUUUUCAGUUUUCCAUAUCCUACGGUGAAAAACUAAAACUAAUUGCUUCACUACAAACCAAUAAACAAACCUAUAUGGGAUAUAUUGAAGCUGACUAUGAAGUAUGGAACUUGUUCACAUUAACAUUGAAUGUUCGAUCUAAGGAAAUGAUGUUGUAUAAAGAUACCACUUUGGUUGCCACUGUGGCAGCUCUAACUGAUGCAAUUAAGAACUAUGCUAGUGAUGUUCCUUUUGAAACAAACUUUCUCUGUAUUGGUUCACCAUAUUAUCGGUACUUUGUAUCUUAUUACAAUUUAAAAAUGCAUGGAUUGAAAAUAUGGAGACAUUCAUUAUCUAAACACGAUAUUGAAGAAGUGUUUUUCAAUGCCACAAUAACAUUCUCUGAACAACAUGAUCAACAUGUAGAAAACAAAGGUUGGAAAUUGUUUACCGGAUGUUCUGAUCAUGACAAAAUGACUGGACCAUGCUAUGACGUGAGCACACACUUGCACUAUAAAGAUGUCAAGGUUACUUAUGACUGCGACUGGUUGCCGGGUAAUGGAGUUGGUGGAACCAAAGUCCUUUUUCCCAAUAUUGUAAAGAGAUCAGAUUGUGCAAGAACUUGUAAGCAUCAGUUUGAGUUGGAUGGCACUGUUAAUGGAGCAACAUAUAAAAAGGAUACCAAGGAAUGUUACUGCUUUGUAGAUAUGGAGAGUAUAUCGACUACUGCUGUGGACAAGGAAACAUAUGAUUCAUGCUUUCCCCCUGUUACAUACAAAUUUGGUAAAGUUGCCACUGAAGCCUGUGUCAAAAUUGAAAAACAUCCAGUAAAUAAAUGGUGGUAUUGUAUAGGACACAGUGGGGAAUUGUAUAGUAAGCCACCCCAGCCUCUGAGUGCUUGGAAACCUGAUACAUCUCAAACUGGGAACCUUAAGGCAAUCAAAUUUGACAGCAAUGGAAGCAUUUGGACAUUAAGAACUGAUGGAGACGUGCAUUUUCAUGGAGAUGGAACUCCUGUAAAGCAUGAUGAAAAUUGUAAUCAGUUUGCUGUGACAGUUACCCACAUUUUUUGUGUUAAAAGCAAUACACUGAGUGGAAAAGAAAAAAUUGCAAGUGAAAAUAUGAAAACACUUGCUGCUGAUAUUGAUAUUAUUUGUGCUUCGGAUGAUUCUGAUGCUGUUUUUGCUCAUUCAACAACUGAUAACACCAUUAAAAAAGUACCAAUCAAUGAUAGUAUACUAACUAUAACAUCUCCGCUUCCAUCCAAUUGUUUGAAAGCUUUGGAAGCAUUCGAAACACAAAUUGUAAUAUCUACAUGUGAUGGGAUUUGGGUGUGGCGCCAAUUUGAAGAAUGGCAAAACAUUACUAGUGAAUCAUCUUUGGAUCAUGCUUUUGUGGAUGAUAAUCACAUUUUAUUCAUAAAAAGUGAUGAUAACAGCAUUUUUCACACUCGACUUCAGCAAACAUACUCAUCGAAAUACCAACUAUCACCACUUCAACGUAAUUUUGAUGACUCUAGAAAAGAAUGUCAAGUUAUGCAGGCUGAUCUUGUUUCAAACAUUGAUAGAGGCAUGUUAAAUCAUAUCAUGAGAUUGGCUUACCCUAAUCCUUUCUUCACUUACAUUGGACUCUCAUCUGUUGAUGGUAAUAAUUUUGUGUGGUCCAAUGGUAGUUCUGCUACAUUUGGAUGGUAUUCUGGUGAACCAAACGGAGCGAGUGAAAUGUGUGGAGGUAUUUAUUGCAAAGGAGGCCUAGUUGAUGUUGAUUGCUCAAGUCUUUCACAAUACAUGUGUGAUGUUCCAGAAACACUUUUAAUUGCCACAUCAACCCCAGUGCACUCAACAAUUUAUCAUUCUCCUGGUGUCUGCCUUUAUGACUCUAACAGUACUGGCUUUCCAAGAGUACAAGCUGAUAAAAGUUCAGUUGGUAUUUUCCAGUUCCAACUGAAUAUUACGCAGCAUUCUGUUAUUAAAAAUGCAUUCUUGAAGUUUUUACCAAUUGAAAAUAAUGGUGAUCAUUACGCAUUAAAAAUAGAUCUUAAUCAAAACAGCAAAUUCGGCUCGUCAAAGUGCUUCCCAUUUUCCAAUGAAAAUGACUAUGAAUUUGUUGAACCCUUGUAUCGUAAUGUUAGUAAUUUUGAGCAAGGAGUCAGUUAUCCUGUUGAUGUAACAGCACAUAUAGAAUUUGUUACUCAAAAAUCUACAUGGAGAGAAGGACACAUUGUCACAUUUCAUAUUCAAAUGGAAACAAAUGACGGCAUUGUUAGAAAUGCUAGAAUAAAUGCUAGAGAGACACAACUGGCUGUAUACUAUGAAACACGUGAUUUUAAUCCAUACAUCUUUUUCCCCUCUAAAUAUUCACCUGUUAUUUCUCCAAUGAUAUAUUCUUCACCUAUAUUUCGACCAAAUAUGAAAGCUUUAUCGUUUUGGAUUUACAUGUUUGGACCUGAUGUUGGAACAUUGUUUGUGUGGCAACAUCAAACCAUAUUAGAUAAGCUCAUUUAUCGUUUUAAAGGUUCACAAGGUAAUUAUUGGAGACAAGUGUGGAUUUCUAUUGAAGGACUGGGAGAGUUUUUUCAGAUUACAUUCACAACAUUUAAUAACCUUGGCAGCAAAGGUCAUAUUGCAAUUGAUCAUAUUCAAGGGUUCGUGAACAACGCUUCCGUGCAAAUUAAUAACGAAUAUACCCCUGAAUUUGACACGUUAGAUACUGUUGCUUACAAAGAGAGAUUAAAAGCUUUAAAUUUUUCACAACCAAUAAUUUUGUAUCCAUUUAACUCAUUUAAAGAUUUUGGACUUUUAGGGUUAGAUCUGACUGCCCAACAUAUCCAAACGGUUUUUCUUUCGGAUAAAUAUUUUUUUUUAAGACAUUCAUUAUAUAGUAAUAUUGAUCACCUUUCUGAUAGCAAUGCUAUCAUAAAUUCACCCAACUUUACUGAUACAUAUAACUUCAAACAUCGAUUUUCAAUUUUAUUGCAUUUGGUUGCCGAAAAUAAAAUGACUUCUGAACGAACAAUUUUCAAAUUGGGAGCUGAAGGAAGUCAAAAUAAAUUAAAAUUCUCCUUGGUUGGCAACUUGUUGAAAAUAAGUGUGAUUACUAAUGGCAUAAAGCUUGAACAUUUUGGCGCGACAGAAAUUAUCAUAAAAUCGCCAGUGUACGUUGGUUUAAUUUAUGGAGAUGGUUUUAUGAAGCUUUACUUCAACAAUGAGCUGGAUUUGUUAUUUCCUGUGGCAAGAGAAGCCUUUGAUCCAUUCCCAUCACCAAUAUUUUUUUCUCGAGACGAUGCUGAUGUAGGAAAAAGUCCAAAAGAAACACAAUUUCAUGGCUCAUUAUCCUGUUUUCAAAUGCAUAAUAAAAGUUUAUCUAAACAAGAAAUAAUAAAACUGGAAUUUUGCCCAAACAGACAAGAGGAAUACUACCAUACUAACUUGUCAACGUGCUUGGAUGGUGGUAUCUCCAUACCUUUUUUCAGAGGUUGUAUUUGUCCAGAAAAUAAUAAAAGAUUUAUAUACCCUUCAUGUGGUGGAGCUCUUCAGUUUUCGUCGUACAAGAAUUCAAUAUCCUAUGUAUCUUUUGAUAUUCAAGACCAGCACAUUGGCGAAAAGGAAAGGUUUAGCCUGACCACAGGUGCAAUGUCUGUUGCAAGUCCUAUCAACAAUGGUAUUUGUGUUGCGAAUGAAACAUUCUUAGUGGGAUCUCUCACUCAUGGCUGUGUAUCAGCCAUGACAGGAUGUCAAAAUGGAUACACAUUGGGAAUGUGGUUAUUAAUUUCGAUGCAAACAACAGAAAGCGAAUAUACUGAAAUAAAUAUAGUCCAAUUUAAUAAUAUAAAAGUUAGUGUAAUGCGCCAAUCUAAUUAUUCCAUGGCAUUGCAUGUUGUGAUUAAAAAUUGUCGCAAUUCUAUUGAGAAUAUUGGAAUUCGAAAUUGGAACUAUUUCUUGAUUAAAUUUUCAAGUAAUUGGCAAGAAAUCACUUUGUAUGUAAAUGGAAAAGAAGAGAAUACAAUAAGCUGUUCAACACCUGGAAGUAUGGAGGUCGAGAGUAAGCUGUACUUGCGUGGUACUAGUAAAGUGUGCAUUGAUGAAUUUUCUGUGACACCAAAUCAAGAUGGUGUGGAUUUAAAUCAAUUGUUGUAUCAUAACAUACUUAGAGGAGCCAUUGAAAGUGAACAGGAGAUUUUAAGGAAAUAUGUUGAAAUUCGAUUAUUGGUUGAACCAACAAACAUUCCUGACGACGAAGCAUAUAAGAUGGCGUAUACCGACAUCACUACUAGUGAAGCAAAGUUUCUCAAAAGAAGAUUCAUCGCAAUGUUGAACGAUACAUUUUCAAAGUUAACUGAUCAUUUUGUUGGAGCUGAAAUUCAAGAAUUCCAAUCUUCAGGAAAAACAACCCCAAGUUUGUUUUUUUCAUAUUUUGGAUUGGAAAACGAAGCUUAUUUUUCUGAAGAAGCAUUAAGAGAAGUGACUUUUUUUUAUUCUUUCAAAAUUCACACAAAUACUUGGAUGCCAGUUGUCGGAGUCGCAACUAAAGUGGAUUUCGAAGUGCUCUCUCCUUCGGCGAACAAUACUUUCAUUAAAAUUAAAAAUCGACUUCCUCAACAAGAAAGCAACCAUCUUGGAUAUCGUAUAAAGCUCAAAAAACUAAAAUAUCUGUCUGAGAAUGAAACCGAAGAAGUGCUAACAUAUUUCACUGGAGAAUACGAACUUUAUUUAAAUGUUUCCACAUACCGUCGUUACGAAGUAACCUUGUGGCCGUUAACACAUUGGGGAUAUGGGAAACGAAGUGUUUCCACUUUUUUAUCAUCACCCGAUAAAAAUAAAGUUGCACCAUACAAUAUAACUGGCGUUCCUUGGAAUGAAAGUUCAAUCAAAGUUGAUUGGGAAUUUGCCAUAUCCCAUUGGACCGGCCCUUCACUUUUGUUUUAUGUGUUUUGGAAGGAAGUAACAGAUGAUUUUACAGACUAUACAACGUAUCAAAAUUCAACUGUUUUUAACCAGUCUGUUAUCUUAACAAAUGACCGUUACUUUCAUAUAGAAUCUCCUGAUAUUAAUGGAUCGUUCUCCUUUUUCAUAACUGGUUUAAAACCGUUUACCAAUUACAGUGUUGUCAUUCAGACAUACAACCCUAUUGGUUUUGGAAAAGCCUCAGAUGUCUUCUUUUUUAGAAGUGGUGAAUGGUACCCAGAAAUUGCACCAACAAUAAAAGACAUAUCUUUGAUAACUGCAAAAUUGAUCAACAUUACAUGGAUACCUAUAUACGAUAUCGAAAAAAUUAACUCGUGGAAUUUUACAGGCUAUCUGAUCAGUAUUUUGCCAAUUUAUCCUCAGGCUUUGUUCACAGCAGCAAAUCAUUCAAUUGCUUCUAAUGAAACUAGUGUCCAAAUUGAACUGGAAGCGUUUGAGUUUUAUAAAGUUAAGAUGAAUAUUUUUAACCAGAUUGGAAACGGUCCUGAUGUAGAGAGAUGUUUUGCAACAGGAGAGGAAGUGCCAAAAAUGGCUCCAGAUGUGUUGAACGUCGUCAAUAUCACUGCGACGUCAGUAAUUCUUGAGAUUGGUGGUAUCAAAAACACUAGAAAGGAAGAUGGAGUUAUCACACAUUAUGUGGUUCGAUUUGAUGCAGAAAAUUGGGCUGAUGAAGUUAAGGAACGAUUCACACCUCUGCUAAACCAUUCGCUAAGUAAUCUAACUUAUUGGGAAAUGAUGAAAAACGUUUCAAUAAAUUGCUCCCUUAUCACAUCACCACAACCCUCUUCGGCUGCCUUAGUUAACUACACGAUUAAAAAUUUAGAUUCAUUUGUAUAUUACAAAUUUCGAGUUUCUGCAUGCACUCAAGUGAACUGCAGUUCCAAACAUGAAAAAACAAUAUCAAUUCGAACUUUGCCAAGUCUUCCAACCUGCUUUCCCAAUUUCACAAGCUUUGAAAACACCAGUUCCACUUCCCUAGUCUUGAAAUGGGAAAAUUUAUUCGACGUAUGCGUAAAGGGAUAUUUACAAAAUUUCUAUGUGGUAUUUCUCGAAACUUCGUUUUAUAUUCAUGCGACGCAAAACAAAACAUUGGAUGAAGUAGACCUACCAUCCAGCAGUAUCUUAAUUACCCUAUCAAAUUCAUUUGAAUAUAAGCACUUGAAGAAAUACUGGAACUAUUCAGCAGUUAUUUAUAUUUCAAAUCAAGUUGGGAAAGGUCCUUACUCUUCGUCUAUUUGGGCAAUGACAGCCGAGGAUACACCAGAUGGACCUCCCAGUAAUGUUACUGCAACAGUACUUAAUUCAACUGCUGUAUUGCUGACAAUACAAUUGCCACAUCCAGAUCACGUCAAUGGAAUUAUUACUGGUUAUAACAUAACCGACAAGCUUUCACGCGCAGACAAACACAUAGCCUGGCGUUUUAAUGAAACAAUCACUUAUUACGUUGUGAAUGGCUUGCUUCCCUAUACUGAAUAUAAAUUUGCCGUUAGUGCCUUUACCAAAAUUGGAGCUGGUCCAUCUUCGUUUCCAGUAGAUGUGUUGACUGAUGAAGAAGCACCAUCAUUGCCCCCUGCAAAUUUUACUGCCACGCCCAAAUCGAGCAGUAGUGUCACGGUGACGUGGCAACACGUUCCAACGGCGCACAAGCAUGGCUUCAUUCAUUACUUUCUUCUGUAUGGUAACGGGACCCUUGCAAAUAAAACAGAUCAUAAAUUAAAAGUGCGAAAUAUCAGCCACUACAAAAUUACAGACACGUUUGAAUUCACGCAGGAUGAAUUAUUUCCAGCGACAGUGUACAGUUUCUUUGUUCAAGCUUGCAAUAAUCCUGGAUGCAGUGUCCUGACAGCUGUUAAUGCUUCUACACUAGAAAUGACACCUUCAGGAUCAGUUACAAACUGCACUCAAACUGUAAUUGACGAGAAGAACAAGCUUUCCAUUGAAUGGACGAAUAUUGCUCCCAUGCAGCAGCGAGGAGAAAUAAUAACUUAUAACAUAUCUUAUACGCGCAUGAAUCAUGCGUGGGAAACGUUUGCUGCAUCGACGAGCAGGUUUAUUACUGUUGAUGGUUCCACUCACUCCUUGAUCAUUGAAAAGCUUGAUAACUACACAAACUACGAAAUAGAGAUUUCAGGAUUAACAAAGAUUGGAGAAGGACCUAAAAGUCAAAAAUAUGUAUUCAGGACACCAGAAAAUGUUCCAAGUAAGGCACCUACUGGUUUGCAUGCGAACAAUAUAAGCAGCAGUGGUAUAAAUAUACAAUUCAACAAAAUUGAUGUAUCGUUUCAUGAGGGGAAACUGAAAGGUUAUAAGAUAUUAUAUCAAGAAGUGGAUCUUCUAGAGCAAUGUUUCAAUAGAAGUGGAAAAUCCGAGAACUGUUACAAUGUCACCGAAGUAUUACCAAGCAACGAUGUAGAGUCAGUUAAUAUAACAGACUUAGGUCUAAAUGUCAAUUACAGUGUUUGUGUGCGGGGUUACACUGCUGUUGGAGACGGAGUGUUAAGUCCGUGUGUUUAUGUCGAGACAGGAAUUUAUGUCGAUGGUAAUUGGACGUUAUGGUCUGAAUGGGGUGUGUGUGAUCAAAGCUGUGGAAACGGAACUGAAAAAAGACAUAGAUGGUGUAUGGAACCUUUCCCUAAAUAUGGUGGCGCUGACUGUCCAGGACCAGAUGUGGACUUAAGACCUUGCAAUGACUUCACUUGUCCUGGAUUUUAUCUAGCCCAGCCGAAUGUUGAUUGUGAUGAAACGUGUUCCUUUGUAAAUACCUCUUUGCGAUGUGUUGACCGAAUUUUGACCAAGAACUCCAUAAACAUUUACAAGACUGCAAUGGAAGUGCUCGAUUACACAUCAGAAACUAACAUUACUUGUGACAUCAGCGCUCCAUCGAUGAACUACUCAAAAGAUAUCGAUCCUGUUUAUGACCUGCAGAGUAAUCGAUGUGAGGGCUACGCGAAUGUACCUGACAAGAUACAGUGUUCUGCGUUGGACCAACUGAGUCCACAUAAGAGAAGGCUUUGUUCUUGCCUGGAUAGUGAUUCUAUCAACACGUUGCCAUGGGCGUUGUGGGGCACGUGUUCUGUGACAUGUGGAGGUGGUGUGAAAAAGCGGCAUCGGACCUGUUUGCUUGAGUCUGGAAAAUGCAAUAACACGAUGCAAGAAACAGAUUGCAAUGUGCAGAUCUGUCAAAUUGAUGGCAUGUGGGGUACGUGGGGAAAUUUUAGUGAAUGUGACAAAUCAUGCGGACAUGGCAAACGAAUUCGCACAAGGUCAUGUGACUCACCUUCGCCACGUUAUGGCGGGAAAGAAUGUGCAGGUGGCAUCAGUGUGGAUUAUAUUAAUGGUUGCAAUCCUUAUCCAUGUCCAAUUAACGGUAAGUGGAGUAACUGGUACGAAUUCGAAGAAUGCACUCAACCUUGUGGCUUGGGCGGUGUAAUGUUAAAAAGGCGGUACUGCACCAAUCCUGCUCCUCUUUACAAUGGCGCGCCAUGUCCUGGCAAUCGGAUUGAAAUGAUAAAAUGCAAUGAAAAUAUCACUUGUGCGAAGUCCACAGUUACAUUUGUGGUCAAACUAUUAGAAGAGGUUUGGCAAUAUCGUCUGGUGUAUAGCCACUCACAACGUCAUAUGAAUUUAUCGCGACGUCUUACAGAUGCCAUUCAUGAAGUUAGCAAACCAGAUGUUGUGACUUAUCAGGUUCUUGUUAACGCAUUUUGGAAAGGAAGUGUGAACGCAAACUUCUCGUUGCAUCUUUUUCCUAUUCCAUCAUUGGAGCUGAUAAAAAUUCAACAUGCGAUAGAUUAUGUUGGAAUGAUCAACUCGAUGCCUGUCAAACCGAUCAGCGUUACAAGUGAUUAUGUUCCAUUUGAUCCGCCAUCGUUUUCUGCAGUUUCAAACACACCAUUCACAAUCCAUGUAUCAUGGACAAAGAUACCAGAGAAAAAUUUAAAUGGUAACAUUACUGCAUAUUAUAUUCAUUACCGUGUUGUUUCUGAACACCCACCUGCUUGGCAAAUUAUGGGAUCAGCUAACCUUAGCGUUGUACUACGCGACCUUCGACCUGCAACAACUUAUGGACUGCGUUUAGCUGCAGCCACAAUCGCUGGUAGGGGUAUUGCUACAGAGGAGUUGCAAUUAAAAACAAAGGAAGCUGAGCCCUGGAUCAAACCGCCUAAUUUUAUGCAUCAAGUUCUUGAUGCCAAUACUGUCUACCUUAGCUGGGAUGACAUUCCACAGACGCAAAUUCCCGGAGUCCUGCUUGGUUACAGAAUCACUUAUAGACCUUACUACAGCGAUAUCCCUGUAGUUGACACGAACGCGGCAUCAAUGUUGCUAAGGACAUUACGUAACUUAAGACCAUUCACAUUGUAUUGGGUUGAAAUCUGUGGCUACACUAUUGCAGGAUGUGGGCCGAGCGAUUUGGUCAUUUUUAAGACACCUGCAUCAGCACCUGGUGUCAUUCCACCUGAAGUCACAGUUUACGACCGUUACACGACUGACACGGUUAUGCUGACAUGGAAAGCAAUACCAGAAGAAAAAGAAAAUAGCAACAUGUUAGGUUACAGAAUAACAUAUGAACUGCUGCAAACGGCUGAUGUUGAUGUCGUGGAAGGUUCCGAAAAGAUUUAUACCGUUUCAGUGGAUAAAUUCACUUUUGACUAUACUCUUAAAGGCCUGAAAGCAUAUUCUCUUUACGUGAUCAACAUUUUUGGGUAUUCAGAUGUUGGCAGCGGUCCUUCGAAAACAGUAUACGCCCGAACUUGCAAAUGUCCGAAAGACAUUUUUACUAAUUAUUUUCAACUACAACCUUAUAUGGGAGUUCAUACCAUCACUGAUGUUAUAUCUGGCAUAUUUCCAACUGUUAUAUCCGGCAUAAUCAAAAAAGUCUGCACAGAAUGUAGAACGUAUCGCUAUCCGACUAUCCAUUUUAACAGAUCCUACACUGGUCACGACCCGUCGAAGUUGAACGAGAUUGCUGUUCGUGUCGCCAUCUCGGAAGUUACCCACAUGAGUUUUCCUAUUUAUGGGAAAUUUGAUGUGCCAAAUUUCAUGGGGAAUUAUCCAUAUUUGGGAGUGGCGUUAUCACAAGGGAGUGCUAUGGUUGUUUACUAUGAAGAAGUGAAAGUCGUUGAAUUCAAAGCACUUUUGAUGAAGAUUUUAUCUUCUUGGCCCAUUGUUGUAAUUGGUGUUCUCUUCUCCUGUGUUGUUGGAAUAAUUUAUUGGUUUACCGAGCAAGGUUCGACAGAAAGUGAUAUCCAAUUACAUAAUCCUAUUUUUGGUUUUCUUGGAGGUGUUUGGAUGGCUGUAAUAACCAUGACAACCGUAGGAUAUGGUGACAUUGUUCCUUCUACGAAUCUGUCGAAAGCCAUGGUGCUAGUUUGGGUGUUAACGGGUUUAAUUAUUGUCAACAUUUUCCUGUCAGUUGCCACGUCUAGUAUGGUGGUUAAUAAUCAACAGGAAGACAUCAAAUUGUAUGGAGAAAAGACCGCCGCCAUCUUUCUGUCCAGGGAAUAUAACUUAGCUGUGAUGAGAAAUGCUAUAGUGAAUGAUGCGUACAAGAAUACACUUCAAGUUCUUUCUGCAGUAGCUGAUAAAAGAGUUAAGGUUGGACUCAUUGAUGCAGUGACUGCUGGUAGUUAUAUAGAUAGAAUAACUAACAUGAGUCUAAAAAUCCAUAAGAUUAUUGAUUCUAAUUCUGGCUAUGGCCUGGUUUUAUCUGGAGGGCUAGAAGUUAUUUCUGGUGACUUUGAAAGUUAUUUAACAGCUGCGAAGCCACAAAUUCAAAUGUUGGUGGAUGAAAUUGUUGGCCGUAUUGUGCCGCCUACUCCAAAAACAGACGUUGAAUUGUUGUCGAAAAGUUUUUUCAAAUCUCGUAUUAUAAUGGCAUGCAAGAUGAUGAUUGGUCUGACUGUCUUGGGUAUAAUCGUUUCAAUCAUACGGAAGAUUAGAAAGAGAAAGGUCCACCCUGAAGCACGACCUGAAACUUCUGUUGAUAUUUAUGAACGAAUGCAUGUCCUAGUUCAGAACUUCAAGGAUGCCUUUAUUGAAAAUGUAAAGAAAGCUGAUGCAAGAAACAACACUGAGUUGAUUUUGCUAGCAGACCUUAGAUCGAGAUAUACAAAGUUAUUGAAAAGAUGCGGCUAUAGUGAAAACGAUAUAGCACUGAAGAUGAAAAGAAAAGCUAAAAAGCAUAAAAAACGAAGGAAAAGACUAAUCAACGAAACUGAAGCUUAGUUAACUCUUGCUUGGGUGUUUUUUGUAAAAAAAUAAGAUUUAUCUUGUUUGUAAUAAUUUUCGCGUGUGCAUUUCCGCGUUGUUGCGGUAAAAUCAAAAAUGUGUGUGAAAAAAAUAAAUAUGAGUAAAAAAAUUUUUUUCGAAUUUUCACAAACUCGAAGUCGAGUGUGCCUUUGGAAAUUAAAUGACUUCUCCUUACUCAAAAAUUCAUACCCUGAAAACCAUAAAAAUACGAAGGCCCCUUCGUAUACCUGUGGUUUGUGAUAAGGUAUACUGUACUCUUUUUUUAGGCUUGAUAAUUAUGUAAUUAUAAACUGAAAUUUUUUCAUUUAUUUCUAUUUGAACAAUGUAAACGACAAAUUCUUGUUUUUGACGAGGAUAUGACUGUGAAUAUAUUGAAUACAAUUUUUUUAAUUUUAACGUAGUAGUGUCACAGUUUUGUAACUAUGUCUUCGCAUGUGAUGAGAAUAAAUGUUUGUAUUGUCUCUCGUUGCUCUUGUUAGCUGUGUGAAGAGCGGAUUGAUCAACCUCGUUCCCAGGGCAUUUUGUCUUGUUGCAGAAGUCGAUAGUGGCGAAAAGUUGGUCACUCUGUAAUAACGGCUCACGGGACACAAACCCUGGGGACGAGUUUGUGGAUUGAAUUGUUUUGAUCUUAAGAAGGUAGACUUUUUUUAGUAUCUAGCUGUCACUCUGCGCCGUAAGAAAACUUGCUGGUACCUAAAAAACCUCUACGUCAGGAAAUACCAUUCCCAAUCUACCAAAGAAGGCAGCAGUAGAUGUCCCUAUUCGUGGUUUAUUUAUCAGCGGUCACUUCCGUGUGAUA
Molecule: messenger RNA, 15595 nt
Organism: Hydractinia symbiolongicarpus
Lineage: Eukaryota; Metazoa; Cnidaria; Hydrozoa; Anthoathecata; Hydractiniidae
Exons: 55
Coding region: 250-14772 (4840 amino acids)
Cellular component (GO): membrane
Molecular function (GO): protein binding
Source: RefSeq, a predicted model, not a curated record